This is a messenger RNA of Hippocampus comes (tiger tail seahorse), 2230 nucleotides long. It is a transcript of the gene klf4, whose product is annotated as Kruppel like factor 4. Lineage: Eukaryota; Metazoa; Chordata; Actinopteri; Syngnathiformes; Syngnathidae. Gene Ontology annotation, molecular function: DNA-binding transcription factor activity, RNA polymerase II-specific; RNA polymerase II cis-regulatory region sequence-specific DNA binding. The record is from RefSeq and is a predicted model, not a curated record. The coding region runs from base 270 to 1562 and encodes 430 amino acids. The transcript is spliced from 5 exons. Gene Ontology annotation, biological process: regulation of transcription by RNA polymerase II.
UCCGCGCGCAACUCUCACUCUACACACGCACCAAGACGCGCUGCCACCGCUCCUUUUGCGCGUGGCCAGCGAGGGAAUCCCCCCCUCCCCCUCCCAACCCCCACCGCCCGCAAACACGGCCGGCGCCUUCGCGUCUUCCCACAACAAAAAUAACAACUAACCCACGCGCGAGGGGCUUCUUCUUUCGCAGCAUGUCUUGACACACGGCGGAAGGGCUACCUACUUUUUACCCUCUAACUUCUUCCAAGUUCGAUCAGAACAUCUUGUGAAUGAGGCAGCCUCCAAAUGACGUCGAGAUGGCUUUAGGAGGGACCCUGCUGCCAUCCAUUUCCACCUUCACCAGCCCCGCUGUCAAGACCAAAACCAUAGGAAGUGCCAACCUAAGAUGGAAGGAGGAGCCGUCCCAUCUUAAGAGACUCAGCGUGCCAACGACCGGAAGCUCGGACGCAGCCCAUCCAACUGCCACCUGCACCACAAGCCCCAGCAUGUCCAAGAAAGACACUGAGCCAGACCUGGACUUGGACUAUGACUUCAUUCUGUCCAACUCCAUGCUCCAGCAGCAGCAACAGCAGCAGCAGCAGGACGAUCUUAUGGGGUGCGGUUCCGUCCAGGCUCUACCGCCCAGCUCGCCCGGGUCCUUCUCGUCCUCGUACCCCUUGCUGCCGUCCCCUCAGGGCUCGGCCGAGUUGCUCUACACCAUUCCGGACAUCAGUGACGUCUCGCCGUCCGGAGGCUUUGUAGCGGAGCUCAUGCGACCUGAACUGGACCCGGCGUACCUCCACCCUACCAGCCUGCACGGCAAAUUUGUGGUCAAGACCACAGUGGACCUGGGGGAGUACAACCCCAAGGCUUGUGUUAACGCCGCAUCAGACCGCCCCGCCUCACGGGCCUCGCCGCCCUUUACGUGCCACCGCAUAAAGCAGGAGGCUCCCAGUAACUGUUCCAUCUCGCAGCCGAUGGACCCGCACCGGCAGCGGCCCGCCCACCUCGAGCUGCACGGCUUCCCCGGAAACGGGGUUCGCUGCGCCAUGACGGGCGGCGGCAGCCGACUGUCCUCGUCGUCGUCGCUCUCCCCAGAUCACCCCCUGAGCCGCGAGCACCAGGUGUUGGGCCACCCUCACGCUCAGAUUCCUCUACCUCCCCACGGAUACCACCACAGCUCACCGCAAGGAUACACCGCCUACCCUCAGUCCACCGCCAUGCCACAGUACCAAGAUCCCCUCAUGGUCUCCGGCGGUGACUGCUUACCAGAGGAGCCCAAGCCCAAGCGGGGGCGCCGCUCGUGGCCCCGCAAGCGCAUCGCCACGCACACGUGCGACUACGUCGGCUGCGGGAAGACGUACACCAAGAGCUCGCACCUCAAAGCGCAUCACCGCACGCACACAGGAGAGAAGCCUUACCAUUGUGACUGGGAGGGCUGCGGCUGGAAAUUCGCACGCUCCGAUGAGCUGACGCGCCACUACAGGAAGCACACAGGCCACCGGCCGUUCCAGUGUCAGAAGUGUGACCGGGCUUUCUCCAGAUCGGACCACCUGGCCCUCCACAUGAAGAGACACUUGUGAGGAGGGGACUCCCAAAAAACAAACAAAGAAAGAUACAUUAAAAUGACAUGCUGUGGCGUUCGCAGCUAAAGACAAUCAAGACGAGACCUGCGAGCGUGGGUCAGAACGGGACCGAAAACUGGAAGUCAACUUUAUUUAUGUGACCAAACUCAAAGAGGACCAGCAACUGGAAUCUCACAUGGAAAAUGUCCAGAGGCCUUCAUUAAAUCGCCAAUGACACUGUAUUAAUAAUGCACAGCUAUAUUUAUACAUAUCUACAUUUCACCUGUCACUUCAGGUACAAUGUUAAUUAAUUUAUACCGAAUGGUGCUUUGUGACUUUUGCCCAAAAAGGUACCAAAGACGCGGUGACUAAGUGCCAAAUAUCUAGUGUUUCCCCUCUCUUCCACACUCAAUAAUCAGGUUUUGGAGCGGCGACGGCAAUCUGAGAAUGCACUGCAAGUUGCAUAGUGCAAUAAUUUAUAAGGAAACCUUGCUAUUUUUAUAAUGGAACGAGUGACUCUGAACAAAAAAAAAAAAGGGUUGAGGUUUUUCUUUUUUUGUUUUUAUAUAUGCCCAACUAAAAAAAAAUGUAAUAUAAUCUUCAACAUUGUACAUUUGUAGAUAAAAAAAUACUUUGUUAUUAAAUGUUUUGUAUUUUAUGGUAUAAUAAAAUGUAUUUCAAAUAAG